GAGAGGUGCGAGUCAGUCAGUCAGUCAGUCAGUUCUCUAACCGCACAGAGUUCAAACAGAGAGGAGCUUCGGAGUUGCUUUGCGGUUACAGACAGCCGCACAGUUCUGUGCAGGAUUGCAGUUUCACCUGCCCGAGAUCACGGGACGCUACGGUUCACCUGAGCGGCACCAAAACGUCGUUUGCAUGAAACUGAAGCCAGAUAAAAGCAGUGGAUGCAGCCACGCUCCAUUUAAAGGAGGGUGGAAGAUUGGGAGACGCGCUGACGAGAACCCGGUUACGACUAAAAGUUCCAAGCCCAGCCUGAAACGCAUCAUGUCCCUCAGCACCUUCCACCUCAUGCAGACCCUGAAGAACUCGCCCGCCGAGCUGCGGCGCAGAUUCCGCCGCGACCAGACGGAGUCCUUGUCCCACGGCGACCCUCUGUUCAAAGUGCACUACCUGGGGACGGAAAAGAUCUUUUCUCUGGACCGGGAGCAAGCAGAGGAGGCCAUUUCUCACUUGCUGGAGGGUAUCGCGAACGGGAAGAAGCUCAGGAAGGACCACGCCCUUGUCGUGCGGCCCAGAUACGUCGAGGUCAAAGAGCUGAGCACGGGUCGGCAGCUCACGAAGACCUACCUGCAGGACAUUGCGUACUGCGCCGCCGACACCAACCGGCCCAACGUCUUCUUGUACAUCUGCAAGCACCGGGGGCAGCAGCUGCAGUGUCGGGUGUUCUGGUGCAGCCGUGCGGAGCGAGCGCGGGACAUGACCGCCUGUCUGGGACUCUCCUUCCAGCGGGCGAUGAGCGACUGGCAGCAGACCGGCGUGGCCACGAUGCCGUCGGGAGAGGUGAAAGGAAAACUUGCAGAGGACUCGUCCAAUUCUCAAGUCAAAGCAAAGAGCUCCACGCUGCCAGCCGGUCUGGGAAAAGUUCGCUGGAGGAAGAGAGGCUCUGUAUCCCGCAGCCCCAUGAGAACAAUCACCAGGAGAGGAUCGUCCUCUGACAGCUUGAACUGAAACCUGUUCUUUUUUCUUUUUUUUUGUUGUUGUGGUCAGAUGUGGGACCACUUUAUUGACAACCUCGCUGAAGGGAAGCGACUGAUUGAAAAAUACAAUGAAGACCACAGUGGAUGUUAAUGAGACAUGAGAAAGGUCCAUAUUUGGAUAUAAGAACUGGUCAUGGGUGGAUGCUGCCGUAAUCAGUGAGGACUUGGAGAUAGGAGAUUUUUUUUCUUUUUGACUGGGCAGAGUUGCCUUUGGACUUUUGCAAGCGCAGAGUCCAACCGGGCACAAGAUACUGAACUGUGACAGGCCGCAAGGCUGUGUGAGGACUAGACUGGGACAUACCCAAACUGUCUGUCAUGGGUUUUUAAUUUUGUUUUUGGGCUUGUUUGAUGUUCUGUUUGAUGCUGAAGCCACCAAAGACUUUGAUCUGCUGGAAAGAGACAGUUAAACCAACCAAGUACCUGCUCUUGGCCAAACAGUCCCCCGGCAAAACUGGAAAAGCACCACGAGAACCUGGAAGUCCUUUUUUUUUCUUCUUUUUCGAGAUUUAUUUAUAUUUAAGUGACACAUGUGACAGAGUCAUGAAGUAGUUAUUUUCUUUUUCAGCCUGUUCCAUUAAUGAGCAUUUCUUUUUUUGUUUUUGUUUUUUUUCCCUACUUUUGUAGUUGGAUGAACAAAUUUAAGACGACUAAGACAAUGCGGGCAUGUCAUACCAAAGUAAAGUUUAGUUUGUUUUUUCCUUUCCCCACCAAGUCUGUGAUAUGCAUAAUUAGUCUGAGCACAUUCGAGUCCUUUUUAAGAUGAUCUCACUCAGGAAAUUGAAGUUUUUAUUGAUAUGAGGUCAGUUCUCAGUGUAAUGCAUGCCAGAGGGAAAAUGGACAUUAUCAGAAUAGAGGUGUUAAUAAUAAUAAUAAUUUUAAAAAGUCUCUGCUUAACCUGCAAAACAAAAAAAGGUCCUAAUUGUCUUUAGCAAUAAAUAAUUAGCAUUUAUGUGAGGGGUGGGGAAGCCUCAGCAGUGACUUGCUGGUUGUUUGUGUCCCACACUGGGAACACUGUGUUCCUGUGUGAAACCUGCGUGAGGAAUGCCGGGCCAUGCACCUGCAUUCCAAAUAGGGGGGGAAACUUGAGAUGAAGGGUGGCGGCGCCUUUCUUUCCUAGAAAAACCCCAAAUUCUUCUUGUCCACCCGUGACUUUGCAUAUUGAGCAGCCUUGUCGGUAAACAGCACGCCGUGCUUUUUUUUUUAAAUUGCUCCUUCACAUCAAUAAAAGCCAUAAAAGGUGCCGGAGUCCAUCUAGAGUGACCGUUCUGGUCACACACGUGUGCCGUGUUGCGUAACUUGUGCCAUGAUGGUAAUUUUUUUAUCUCUAGGUUUACAAACAUGAGAGACAGGAGGAUUGUUGAUGAAGCCAGAGGUUACUGUUAACUCCAUUUUCUGUUUUCUGACCAAAACGAAGCUAAAAAUGUCUUUUCUUUUUAAACAGGGAAGGUUUUUUUUUUUUUUUUUUCCUGACUGAUGUGCAACCAGGUUGUUAUUGGUUAAUUUUAACAUGAUGUACCUGACUUUUUAAUUACAAACGGCACAAGCCUCAUCUCAGAAAAGGCGUCGAUGUGCCCGCUUUUAAGAUGUAUUUAACGAGUGUUCUGUUUUUAUGUUGUCGUACAUAUUUAAAUAUGUAUUUUAUGGAAUAUUAAAAGUUUUUUAUAAAGCA
Maylandia zebra (zebra mbuna) is the source of this 2695-nucleotide messenger RNA. RefSeq lists its product as uncharacterized. The record is from RefSeq and is a predicted model, not a curated record. Gene Ontology annotation, cellular component: early endosome. Lineage: Eukaryota; Metazoa; Chordata; Actinopteri; Cichliformes; Cichlidae.